AUGUCCGCAGUCGUGGAAACAUCGGCGCCACACCUUCGGGUGUCCGCUGCAAAGGCAUCUACAGAGGAAGCCUCCAAAAACGAACAGUCAACAAGGAUUCAGCCACCAGAGGCCCUGGUCGACGACCACUUCUUCUGGACCUAUACUGAAGAGCCGCAUCGCUCCAGACGGCAAGCAAUCAUCAAAGCUCACCCAGAGGUUACCAAGCUAUGUGGCCCUGAACCCCUCACAAAAUGGGUUGUCCUCGGUGUCGUCUCGCUGCAACUCACCUGCGCCUACCUCCUCCGCAAUACCUCAAUGCUCGACUGGCGAUUCCUGGCAACAGCAUACGUGAUCGGUGCAACCUGCAACCAGAACCUGUUCCUCGCCAUCCAUGAGAUCUCCCACAACUUGGCUUUCCGGUCUGCGUUCGCCAAUCGCUUGCUGGCCAUCUUUGCCAAUCUCCCCAUCGGUCUGCCAUACAGUGCUGCCUUCAGACCGUACCAUCUGACGCAUCACAAAUCCCUCGGCGUGAACGGCCUCGACACCGAUAUGCCCACCGCAGUCGAAGCCUUCCUCCUCAAUUCCCUCCUGGGCAAAACCUUCUUCUGCACCUUCCAGAUCCUCUUCUACGCAUUGCGCCCAAUGUUCAUCUACAGCCCCCCGUUCACUUACAUCCACCUGAUCAACGUGAGCGUGGAACUGGCCUUCGACUAUGGCUUCUCCAAACUGUGCGGUACCUACCAGCCAGUCUUCUACUUCCUGAUGAGUUCAUUCCUCGCAGGAUCCCUGCACCCCUGUGCAGGCCACUUCAUCGCAGAGCACUACUUCUUCUCGAAGGUCGAGAAUGGAGGCACCGAGUCCCUGACUGAGCUGAAGAACGGCACAAAGACCAAGAAGCCCAGUCCUCUGGACUCUCUGCCUCCCCCAGAGACUUACUCUUACUAUGGUCCGCUCAACAUCCUUACUUACAAUGUUGGUUUGCAUAAUGAGCACCAUGACUUCCCCGCUAUCCCGUGGACUAAGUUGCACAAGCUGCAUGAGAUUGCUAGUGACUUCUACGAGCCGCUUCCUUGCCACCGCAGCUGGGUCUGGGUUAUUUACACAUUCAUUCUUGAUAAGAAUGUUGGACCCUGGUGCCGUGUGAAGCGCGAGCAGGGCGGCCGUGUCGUCGGCGGUGGAAAGAAGGACGAUAAGACUGCAUCCCAGGGAACUGGGCGUGGUGGUGAAGGAAUCUCGGCUGCGUCGGCGGGUCCGGCGGGCGAAGAGGGUGAUGGUUGGAAGGAGAGUGAGAUUCAGUGCUAG
Molecule: messenger RNA, 1284 nt
Organism: Penicillium olsonii
Lineage: Eukaryota; Fungi; Ascomycota; Eurotiomycetes; Eurotiales; Aspergillaceae
Source: the annotation of a GenBank genome assembly